Molecule: messenger RNA, 823 nt
Organism: Zophobas morio
Lineage: Eukaryota; Metazoa; Arthropoda; Insecta; Coleoptera; Tenebrionidae
Gene: bou
Product: boudin
Exons: 3
Coding region: 165-587 (140 amino acids)
Biological process (GO): sleep; positive regulation of voltage-gated potassium channel activity; regulation of synaptic transmission, cholinergic
Source: RefSeq, a predicted model, not a curated record
GUCCAGCCAACACUCUUCCACCGCUCAACUUUCAUUGACCACCUGUUCGUCACAAGCCAACCCAGCGAACCCAACGUUCAAUUGUGUAGCGGAGGUGUGGUUUUGAAUGAUUCACCAAGACCCAUCAGACUUUAUAGUUCGUUUUUGUGAGUAAAAAGGGCAGCAUGAAGUUUUGCGUGUUUUCGGCAACUUUGGUCGUGCUUCUUCGCACUUCCGUAGCGCUAAACUGCUACCAGUGCUCAGGUAGUGAUCCCACAAAACCAUUUCAAUGCAACGAGUGGCUCAGCAGUGACAUAGACAUUCAGCCACAGACCUGUGACAACGUGUACGAUGCAAAGUACUGCAUUAAACACACAGGCAGAUUCGAAGGAGGAAUCGGUGCCAAGAGGUUCUGUUCGUCGCUGGAUUUAGGCAACUAUUGCAACUACGUCAAGCAGCCCGGAGACAUCCUCACCUACCGGACGUGCGUGUACACGUGCAGUGGUGACGGUUGUAACCCUUCCAGUCGUGCCAAACCCACUACUUUUCUAAUUUUCGUACCUACCUUAGUGUUCUUAUACAAACUGAUGACCGUAGUAGCAAGGUAGACUUGUAAACCUACCAUAUAUGUAUAUUGUUUUGUAAGUAAAAGCCGACUCAGUUGACAAUUUUAUUCAAUACAACGUAAAAAGCAACUGUAAAGGUACAAAAGCUUCAAGGUUGUUGAACCUUCUUAAGCUAACCUGUUGAAUGAACUUCUGUAAGCAACGCUCUGUUUGUUUGAACUGUUAUAAUAUGUAAAGUCUGACUGUAGUUUACAAUAAAGCUAUUGUGACUUAAGUAA